GGUACCACCGCCGCACCUGCGCGCGCGUUUGCGUCGCACACGCCGCAUCCGCUCCGAGCACUCGAUGAUAUGCCGCCGGUACUUAGGUCAAACCCUUUGUACACCGAAGAGGAAGAACAAGAGAUAGUAAUAAUCGUAGACUCACUGGAGACGGAGUCGGUGGAGGUCGCAGAUGACACCCGGAGCCCUCGACGAGCGCCAUCUUACUCAUCAGGUUAUGGCAGCGGUGGAGGCAGCCACGGUCGAGUAUCACCAAGUUUACCAAAGAAUGAGGAAUAUGAAGUUGAGCCGAGGCUCUCAGACUCUGAAAAGAAUGGAUCUCAAAGUACCUCCGAUUGUGAUGGCACUCCACCAUGUACCCUCUCCAGAAGUUUGAAAGAAGAUAUCCGCUCUUGUUUGGGAGGAUGCCGAUGGGAGAAAGAUGUGGGUCAAGUGGUAGAAGCGGCUGUCCGUGGGGCUGGCGGUGUGAGUGCUGCUAGGGCGCGGCUUCACGCUGCCCUUCUAGCCCUACAUGACCCGCGCAGGGGCUUUAACCGGGGACCAUCGUUACCGUAUUGUGGGCCUGGCGUACGACCUGGUGAUGUCACCAUGAUGCCUAAAUCUACAGGCAUGUCUUUACUGGCAGCCAGCGCGCUUUUCACUCUUGAUGGUGCGAGAGGUGAGGAACUAUCCAGGCGCCUUGCUCGCAGGCAUAAACAGCGCAGACGUUGUCGCGUUGCUCUGGCGUUGAUAGCGUUACUGCUGCUUCUUGCUGCAGUUGCUGCAGUGGAAUUACUCAUGUCGAGAGGGCAGAGGAUAUUUGGAGCUGUUUUACGUUGACAUAUGCAGGCCAAGAACAAGAAUUUCGUUACAAAAACAGUUAUUGUUUUGAUUGAUGUGAUGGUAUUGAACAUUUAGUUUUAAUUCAAAUCUCAAUGCCUUCUGAUCAAUUAAGUAUUAUCUAAUGUAAUAGACGCAAUGUCCACGGUCCGCUUCACAAGAAGUAUAACGUAUCAAUAACUGUAACGAUAGAAUAUUUGGAAAACAAAUAAAGACGUUUUCUUUUGCGAACUAGCGUAUCUCCUAUGCUUCCGUAGGAGAUACCACCUCUGUUUAAAGAAAGAGUAUUCGCCUCCCUCAAGGCCAGCACCCACUAAAAUGAGUGUCCAUGGGCUGCGAUGACUUCCCUUUAUAGCCGUUCCGUAGGCUCGAAAAAAAAUGGAGAAACAUUACCUGCAGGAUUACUCUGUAUGUUAUGCCACAUUCAAACUAUAUCAAAUUUGGGUUUGCCGUUGGUUGACGCAUUUUAAAUCUGCACUUUGUUUGUGAAUACCAAUUUUAUCAUGAAUUAUUCUGGUGUGUUUUGAUGUAUAGAAAAUUGUAUUGUUUAAUAUUAAGUAAGGAAAUUGCGUUUUAUCUUAAAGAAACAGAACCGAUUGUAAGGGCCAGUCAGUUUGAUUCUUUCCGAUUUGCAAUAUCAAACUAUUAGUUAAAGGUCAUAAUGUUAAUUCGAAAUAUAUUUUUAUUUCAUUACCUAUUUAUUUGAUAAUGAAAACAAUUUAGAAUAACAAAUUCAGAGACAGGUGGUGUUCUAGUGUUUUUUAAGUAUUUUUUCAAAUCGGCAUUUUGAUUUUAGAUGUUGAUUUUGAGAUGUAAAAAAAAUGAUAGAAAUAUUAGAGGAAUGUAACCCGAGUUCCUGCUAAUGUAAAUUGUGAUAAUUUAGUGUUAAGCAUUCGAAUUAUUAGCUUAAGUUUAAAAAAAAAAUUGCGUAAAGCAAUGUAAAAUUACCGAUGUAAAGGUACGGUGAAAAAAAUAGUAUAAAUGUAAAAAACUUUUAAAACCUUUUACAAAUUUUGAGUAUUUAAAAUGUGAUAAUUAUAUUUAGAUAAUAUUACCAAUCCGAAUUAUAUGUUAGUAUGAUAGAAUUAUUUUUAAGAAAAUUUGUUUUUAAAUGCUGUAAAAGCCCACUUAGAAUAAUUAGUUUAAUUUAUAUUUUAAUGUUAGUCGUGAAUCGCAAACUAUGUUGAAACCAUUAAAUUCCGAGCAAAUAGUUGAGAUUAUAUUAGAGACACCGUCAAUAAUUUUAUAUAUUUUCUAUUAAUGUAAAUGAUUUAAGAAACUUUGUUCAUCAGCUUCAGUUUAUAGGUUGACGGUGUUUCUAAAUAUUUUUUUAGAAUACACACCAAAUGACAGUGAAACAUUUGUUUGUCUAUGGUAUUUUUUUAAAUUUAUAUAAAGUUUGACGCUAAUUUUCUGGUGUCACAAAGGGCCUACCACGACUAUAACAGCAAAACUGAUGAAAUUUCUUAAUUUUUCAUGCAAAUGAAAGACAUUAAUGUAAUGUAAAACAAUCUUACUGAAUUAGUCAUGGAGCCCAUGAAGAUGUAAUCCAAUUCUUUAUUUAGGUAUUAAAUUGUUAUCUUAUAAAAAUAAAAUCAAUAAUAAAAUAAAUCAGUGGCGCUACAACCUUUUUUAGGUCCAGGCCUCAGUUUUAUGUAUAUGUUUCAUAAUCAAUCUAAUAGGCAAGUGAUUUAAUGGGUGAUUAGCCUCUUUUGCCUUACUCUUGUGGAGUUUUCGGGUCUAAAGCAAACCGGUUUAUCACGAUUCCUUCACCGUUCAAGCGGAUGUUGAAUACGCACAUAUUAAGAAAGAUCAUUGGUGCACAGGCGGAGAUGGAACCUACGACCUCAGAGUCCCAUGCUGGAGCUCUAUUAAUUACAUUAUAUAUAUGUUAAAACAAUAUAACAUUCUUCUUCUAAAAAAUAAAUGUCGGAGGUCUCUAUCAUUACAAUAACUGUUUUAGGUGAUAAUGAAGAAAAUAGUUUAAGUUUUAAA
Molecule: messenger RNA, 2814 nt
Organism: Pieris brassicae (large cabbage white)
Lineage: Eukaryota; Metazoa; Arthropoda; Insecta; Lepidoptera; Pieridae
Exons: 6
Coding region: 70-819 (249 amino acids)
Source: RefSeq, a predicted model, not a curated record